GCCAAUGCCAUCAAUUCUCCCUCAUGCGACGAUGUUUCCUGGCGACUAAAGGACUAGCUGGCUUCUGCCGCUCCUGGCAGUCGUCCGUCACCCCCAAUGCGACCUUCGCAGCCCGUCUGGCGCUCAAUGGCCAGUGGAGGUCAUUGAGCUGCACAGCUCGAUUGGCCGCCAGCUCCAUUCACGAUCCCACCGUCGUCGAACAGCGCAUCUCGAAGAUUCCCAUUGAGCGCUUCCGCAACUUCUGCAUCGUCGCUCACGUUGAUCAUGGCAAGAGCACGCUUAGCGAUCGGCUGCUGGAGCUCACGAAUACCAUUCCUCCCGGCGGCAACAAGCAGAUUCUAGACAAAUUGGAUGUGGAAAGAGAGCGAGGCAUCACUGUCAAGGCGCAGACAUGCUCGAUGGUAUACAACCACAACGGUGAAGACUACCUUCUGCAUCUUGUCGACACACCUGGCCACGUAGACUUCAGGGCGGAAGUCAGUCGCAGCUACGCCAGUUGUGGUGGAGCACUGCUACUGGUCGAUGCUUCGCAGGGCAUUCAGGCACAGACCGUAGCCAACUUCUAUCUUGCCUUUGCACAGGACUUGACACUAGUUCCGGUGCUCAACAAGGUCGAUUUGCCAACAGCAGAUACGCAGCGAACUAUCGAGCAGCUUCAGGACACUUUUGAGAUCGAUUCUUCCAAUGCUGCUAUGGUGUCUGCGAAGACAGGUCUGAAUGUUGCCCAGUUGUUGCCUCAAAUUGUGGAACAAAUCCCAGCGCCGGUCGGAGACGAGAAUGGCCCCCUCAAGAUGCUUCUCGUGGACAGCUGGUACGACAACUACAAAGGUGUGAUUCUGCUCGUCCGGAUAUUCGAAGGCAAGGUCAAAGCCGGCGAUCGAUUGGUGUCCUAUGUCACCGGGCUCGAGUACAUUGCAGGUGAGGUCGGCAUCAUGUAUCCGCUCGAACUACCACAGAAGUGCUUGCGAGCAGGUCAGCUCGGAUACAUCUACAUGAACCCAGGCAUGAAACGCAGCAAAGAGGCCAAAAUUGGUGACACAUACACGACUGUAGCCUACAAGAACUGGGACGUCGUCAAGCCUUUGCCGGGGUUUGUUGAGCCAAAGCCCAUGGUGUUCGUUGCUGCCUUCCCCACCGAUCAAGGAGACUACACCCAUCUUGAGGACAGCAUCAACCAGGUCACGCUCAACGAUCGAUCCGUGACAGUCAUGAAGGAGAGUAGUGAAGCUUUGGGCGCGGGCUGGCGCUUAGGCUUUCUGGGCACGCUUCACUGCUCUGUCUUCGAAGAUCGUCUGAGGCAGGAGCAUGGCGCCAACAUUAUCAUCACCCCACCUUCCGUGCCCUUCAAAGUGAUACGCAAGGAUGGCAAGGAAGAAAUCAUCACAAAUCCAAAUGACUUCCCUGAGAAUCAGCAGGUUCAUCAGACUGUCGCUGAGUUGCAGGAGCCGUAUGUCGAGGCCACAAUUACGUUUCCGCAAGAGUACUUGGGAGAAAUCAUCAAACUGUGCGAGGCCAAUCGCGGCGAGCAGCAGUCUUUGACGUUUUUCACUGCCACGCAAGUGAUUCUCAAGUAUUUGUUACCCCUGGAACGGUUGGUGGAUGACUUCUUCGGGAAGCUUAAAUCGGCCACCAAAGGAUAUGCAUCACUCGAUUAUGAAGAUGCUGGAUACCGAAAGUCCAAUAUUAUCAAGUUACAAUUGAACGUUAACAAGGUACCGGUCGAUGCUGUAGCCAGAGUCAUUCACUACUCUGAAGCCGAAAGGCUUGGCAAAGCAUGGGUGACUAAGUUCAAGGAGCACGUCGAUCGACAAAUGUUCGAAGUGGUCAUUCAAGCUGUAGCAGGCAAGCGUGUGGUUGCACGCGAGACGCUCAAGCCUUUCAGGAAAGAUGUGUUACAGAAGCUACAUGCCGCUGAUGUGUCCAGAAGGCGGAAAUUACUGGAGAAGCAGAAGGAAGGAAAACGGAGGAUGCGAGCCGUUGGCAACGUUGCGAUCGAUAACAAGGCAUUCCAGAGCUUCCUAGCUAAAUAACCACAGCACUUCAAGCAACCAUGUAUAAUUAUCAUCCCG
Cercospora beticola is the source of this 2069-nucleotide messenger RNA. It is a transcript of the gene GUF1, whose product is annotated as GTPase GUF1. Gene Ontology annotation, cellular component: mitochondrion. Gene Ontology annotation, biological process: positive regulation of translation. The record is from RefSeq and is a predicted model, not a curated record. Gene Ontology annotation, molecular function: GTPase activity; GTP binding; mitochondrial ribosome binding. NCBI's taxonomy places the organism in Eukaryota, Fungi, Ascomycota, Dothideomycetes, Mycosphaerellales, Mycosphaerellaceae.